Hydra vulgaris (swiftwater hydra) is the source of this 1629-nucleotide messenger RNA. RefSeq names its product succinate--CoA ligase [ADP-forming] subunit beta, mitochondrial. Gene Ontology annotation, molecular function: succinate-CoA ligase (ADP-forming) activity; ATP binding. The record is from RefSeq and is a predicted model, not a curated record. Gene Ontology annotation, cellular component: succinate-CoA ligase complex; mitochondrion. Lineage: Eukaryota; Metazoa; Cnidaria; Hydrozoa; Anthoathecata; Hydridae. Gene Ontology annotation, biological process: tricarboxylic acid cycle; succinyl-CoA metabolic process.
AAAAAUAUUUUUGUAAAAAUUAAAACUAAAAUUGAAAAUAUUCUUAUGAAAACUUGCAGACGGACCACUGACAAUAUAAAAUACGCCGGUCAUACACCUGUAUAAAUUAAAAACAAACUAUUUCCAAAAUGGCAUCCUUGCUAGGUCGUUCUUUUGGAAAAUUGGAAAAAGCAUUUCCUUCUUUGCAAACUUUUCUUAUAUCUGCUAACAUACGGUCACUUUCACUAUUUUCAACAAAAGACUACCAGUAUAAAAAUGAAUUUGCUUUACGAAUACAACAUAGAAAACUUUCUGUUCAUGAAUACAUUGCUAUUGAUAUGCUUCGCAAAGCAGAUAUAAAGGUUCCAAGAGGAGAUGUGGCACGAACUCAAGAAGAAGCUUUAAAUGUUGCAAAAAGUAUAGGUACACAUGAUUUUGUUAUUAAAGCUCAAGUACUCGCUGGUGGUAGAGGGAAAGGUCAUUUUGAUAGUGGAUUAAAGGGAGGUGUUAAAAUCGCAUACUCAGCAAAAGAAGUUGCUGAAAUUGCAGAUAAAAUGCUUGGACAAAAGUUAUACACUUUGCAAACAGGAAGUGAUGGAAGACCUUGCAACGAGGUUUUAAUAGUUGAAAGGUUAUAUCCCCGGCGUGAAUAUUAUGUUGCUAUAACUCUUGAUAGAAAAGCAAAGGGUCCAUUACUAAUUGCAAGCUCUCAAGGUGGUAUGAGUAUAGAAGAUGUGGCUAGAGAAAAUCCUGAUGCCAUCAUUAAACAUCCUAUUGAUAUCUUUGAAGGUUUAAGUUAUACUGCAGCAUUGGCUAUUGCAGCUCGAUUAGGGUUCACAAAUGGUUCUGCCAAUGAGUGUGCUGAAAUUCUAUUGAAAUUAUACAAAUUAUUUAUUGAAAAAGACUGUACAUUAUUAGAAAUCAAUCCUUUUGCAGAGCUUUCAAAUGGAGAUGUAUUGUGUAUGGAUUGUAAGUUGACUUUUGAUGACAAUGCAUUAUUUCGACACAAAGAAUUGAUAGCUUUAAAAGAUUGGACGCAAGAUGAUCAUAGGGAAGUUGAAGCAUCACGCUACAACCUCAACUACAUUGGUCUUGAAGGAUCUAUUGGAUGUUUAGUUAAUGGAGCAGGUUUAGCAAUGGCUACCAUGGAUAUCAUUAAAUUAAAUGGAGGGGCGCCAGCAAAUUUUUUAGACGUUGGUGGAGGUGCAACUGCAGAAGCAGUUACAGCUGCAUUUCGCAUUAUAAGCUCAGAUAGGCGAGUAAAAGCUAUUCUUGUAAAUAUAUUUGGUGGAAUCAUGAAAUGUGAUGUCAUAGCUGAAGGCAUUAUUGAAGCUGCUAAAGCUCUUCAUUUGAAAAUUCCUUUAGUUGUGCGACUUCAAGGAACAAACGUCGAUGAUGCGAAGGCUUUAAUUGCUAAUAGUGGACUUCGUAUUUUACCGUGUGAUGAUUUAGAUGAUGCUGCGCGAAUGGUUGUCAAACUAUCAGAUAUUGUUACCAUGGCACAACAAGCAGAUGUUCAUGUUAAUUUUGAACUACCAAUAUAAUUAGUUCAAAUUAUUUAAAAUAAUUUUUAACGAAUGUUUGUAAAUUGUAUUUAUACAAGUUUGCUACAAUUCUGUCUAUAAUUGGAUGGAAUUGAUUUGUCCAUGA